Messenger RNA from Entamoeba invadens IP1, 468 nucleotides. RefSeq lists its product as hypothetical. NCBI's taxonomy places the organism in Eukaryota, Evosea, Mastigamoebida, Endamoebidae. The coding region runs from base 1 to 468 and encodes 155 amino acids. The record is from RefSeq and is a predicted model, not a curated record. The transcript has a single exon.
AUGGGAGAACAAGAAACAACACGAGAUUCGAUUGGGCGGAACGAUCGGAGUUUUGCACCACCAUUAGUCGGUCCAACUGAAACCGUUGUACUUGUAAAAAUCAUCGAACCUAACAACAACAAGGAGGACGACAAGGAAAAACGAAAAGAAAAACAAAAUCUCGACAGCGAGUCGUCGGAGUCAAAUGACUUAUCCACACCGCGGAACUUUCAGACAAUGGACGUUUCAAGACCAUUUCUUGAUCAACAGAACGAAGCGUCGCGGACGUGUGUGUUACUCUUUGCGUUCGGGUUUGUCAUGCCGUUGUGUUGGAUUGCUUGUGGUGUGAUGUAUUUAAAGUCAUCAGUCAGAACAGAGCGAUUGAUGGGAUAUACGUCCUUCGUCCUUUUUGCUGUCGUUGUUGCGGCAAUUUUCGUCUUGUUUGUUGUUGCUCUCUUAGUCCUCGGCUUUGUCAUCGAUGUUUUUUAA